AUGAAGACAUCAUCUGAGAAAACUUUGGAGGAAGCUGCAAAAGCUGUAGCGCUGCAUGAAAUUCAUGAAGAAGCUUUAUUUUCAGAACUUAUUGAAUCUUCUGAUUUUGAUCAAUUUUGUAAUGGAAUCGAUAAUACUCUAAGUUCCAAAAGUAGAAAAGACAAAUACCUUUGCAUUAAACUAGUACGUCCUUUAGAAAAGUUAAGUAUAUCGGGUUAUUCUGAACGUAAUAAUUACUGCAAUUACAUACGUUAUUGGUUAUAUGAACAAAUAAGUGAAAUUCAUACUAACAAAUCUGCAAAGAUUGCUGAUGUACAUAUGAUGAUUUCUGUUCCCAUUAUUUUGAUGAGAUAUAUUAGUUUUGCUUUUCAAAUUUUAUAUUUCUUGAUUUAA
This is a messenger RNA of Plasmodium cynomolgi strain B, 393 nucleotides long. RefSeq names its product CYIR protein. The record is from RefSeq and is a predicted model, not a curated record. The transcript is spliced from 2 exons. The coding region runs from base 1 to 393 and encodes 130 amino acids. Lineage: Eukaryota; Apicomplexa; Aconoidasida; Haemosporida; Plasmodiidae.